This is a messenger RNA of Dermatophagoides farinae (American house dust mite), 1127 nucleotides long. It is a transcript of the gene fj, whose product is annotated as four-jointed box kinase. Lineage: Eukaryota; Metazoa; Arthropoda; Arachnida; Sarcoptiformes; Pyroglyphidae. The record is from RefSeq and is a predicted model, not a curated record. Gene Ontology annotation, biological process: cell-cell signaling.
AUCGUCAUUUCAUCAUUGAUUGAAGAUCGUGUUUUUUGGACAUCACACAUUGAUCGUUCUAUUGAUCCACUGAAAAGCUAUGAUAAUGAAAUUGAUCAAUGGAUUGAUCGGCUAUCUGAAUCUCGAUUCAUUCAAAUUGAAUAUGGUUGUGGUCGGAUGCAAAAUCGAAUGUUAAUCACUGAUAGUGGUGAAAAAAUCUGUGCACGUUAUCGUCGUAAUAAUGAACAAAUUUUAGGUGAAUAUUAUUCAUUUUUAUUGGCACGUAUUCUACAAAUUUCGAAUGUAAUACCAACAACUUUGAUCACAUUCAAUGACAAUGAUGAUAAUAAUCAAUCAAAAGUGAAUUUUAAUCGUUGGAAAUCAGUAGCAAAAAUUCUACAUGAUCAAGCACGAUGGGAGACAAAUAAAACAAUUGUAUUGACUAAAUAUUUAGUUGAUCUAAAACCAACAUUAAUUCCAUUACAAUUUCGUUCAAAACCAAAACGUUUAUAUCCAGUUCCGGAAGAUUUGAAUUUAACAUCUAAUCAACAAAUUCAUGAACUAGUCCAAUGGUCUGAUUUGAUUAUAUUGGAUUAUUUGACUGGUAAUACUGAUCGUAUGAUCAACAAUAUGAUCAAUGAAAAUUGGAAUCCACAAAUGAUGGAGAAUCCAGUUCAUAAUUUAUUGCAACAAAAUUUCAAUGAUCAUAAACUUGUAUUCAUUGACAAUGAAUCUGGCCUAUUCCAUGGAUAUCGAUUGUUAAAACGAUAUGAACAUCUACAUCGAUCAUUACUCGAUGGUCUUUGUGUGUUUCGACGUCAAACGAUAUUGAAUUUGAAGAAAAUUUCAACAAUGAAACCGAAUCAAUUUGCUAAAUUAUUACAAAAUUAUUUUGAUCGUUUUGCCAUUGAACCGAUUAAAAAUUCUAACCAUUUGAUGCCUGUUAAAAAUUUCAACAUACUUCGACAACGAAUACGACAGAUAUUGAAACAGGUCGAUAUUUGUCGACAAAAAUUUUCUUUAUGGUCUCAUCAUCACUCAUUAUAAUUAUAUAUAAUAGUCCAAAUUCUUAUUGUUAUAUUGAAUCAUUAUAGUUUGUAAAAUAAAAAAAAACAUUUUUUAAUUGAAUUUUGUUUGUUUGUUUGUUU